AUGGCUCUCCAACCUGUGGAAUAUCAGGUAGAGGCUUCUCCGUUACUACAUGAUGAUAAAGGGAACUUCUGGGCGCCGCUCUACAGCCAUGAUUGUUCUUUCACUCCAGAGAUCUUCGGCAAGGUCAUGCGGAAUCUCAUCCUCAAUCCAAACUUGAAUUCGAGCUUCAUCGCCCGUGCAGAUAUCACGUUGGACGCACCAUACACAGAUGAUGGCGUGUAUGAACCCGUACCAAUGCUUCUCGAUGUUUCGGGAUUCACUCUCAAUACUGUCAUGGUCCGGAGUUUGAUCCCACGGAACCCGUUGGUUGACAAGCCUAUGGAUCAGACGUGCCUCAUAUACUCGCAGAAAGGUGAAAUAGAGACCAAGUCUCUUGUCAUCUAUCUCCCCCACUUCAAAUCUCCUUCCGAGUCUCCUUUCUAUCAUCCAGCUGUUCAUGGCAUAGCCUUUCUCCAUACGUUCAAUUCAGAGUCUCAGCAAGGACAAGUCUCUAUUCAUUACUCGUUCUUUGAUUCUGCACCCAAGACAGAGGCUGUCCAACGAACGGCUCUGCACUUGCUCAGGAUACUUCAUAAACACGGCAACGGGCUGCUGAACGGUUAUGUCAAGAAGGUACAUCACGACCUUGUUCUGCCCCAGGCAAAAACACAACAGACGUACGCAAAGCUCAAGACGACGUAUGCCAAAGACCUCAUCACAUCCUGGGCUGAGGUCACAGAUCCCGCAAAGCACGUCUUUGAAGAUCUGGGGAUAGCCGCGUUUUUAAUCCAGCUGUGGGCGGAAAUGUAUCCCAACGGCGACAACUGGCCGGGAUUUGUGGAUAUCGGCUGUGGCAACGGUCUUCUCACACAUAUUCUCAUCCAAGAAGGCUACACUGGCUGGGGUUUUGACGCAAGAAAGCGGAAAUCCUGGGAUACAUAUUCACCAAAGACACGAGAAAAUCUGAAAGAACUCGUGUUGAUACCGUCUGUAAUACAAAGUCAUGACGAAAACCCCGGCAACAAAACAGAUUUAACCAAUGAGCAAGACAACAUUCAAGGAACCCAUCCAGGGACCUUCCGAAAAGGAACUUUCAUAAUAUCAAACCAUGCGGAUGAACUAACGCCGUGGACCCCUAUCUUAGCCAACCUAUCCGAGUCGCCUUUCAUAGCAAUACCAUGCUGCAGCCACAACUUGACCGGUGCACGCUUCCGCGCGCCGCCGUCGAAGGAAGCUGGCAUCUCGAGUUCGGCGUACGCUUCAUUGGUCGCCUGGGUGUCGAAGCUAGCGAUAGAUUGCGGGUGGGAGCUUGAGAAGGAAAUGUUGCGAAUACCGAGUACAAGGAAAGAAUGCUUGCUGGGACGGAGGCGUGUAAUGCCAUUUUCAGAAAUUAAUGUAAAGGACGUGAUUGCUGCAUAUGGCGGUGCCUCGGGGUGGGAAGAGAACGCGUUAAAAUUAGUCAAGGUCGGGCCUAGGGGGCACUGA
This is a messenger RNA of Pseudogymnoascus destructans, 1464 nucleotides long. RefSeq names its product tRNA(Ser) Um(44) 2'-O-methyltransferase (gene TRM44). Gene Ontology annotation, molecular function: tRNA (uridine) methyltransferase activity. The transcript has a single exon. Bases 1 to 1464 code for a protein of 487 amino acids. Gene Ontology annotation, biological process: tRNA methylation. The record is from RefSeq and is a predicted model, not a curated record. NCBI's taxonomy places the organism in Eukaryota, Fungi, Ascomycota, Leotiomycetes, Thelebolales, Thelebolaceae.